Ziziphus jujuba (common jujube) is the source of this 736-nucleotide messenger RNA. Its product is annotated as cell wall / vacuolar inhibitor of fructosidase 1. Gene Ontology annotation, biological process: negative regulation of catalytic activity. Lineage: Eukaryota; Viridiplantae; Streptophyta; Magnoliopsida; Rosales; Rhamnaceae. The transcript has a single exon. The record is from RefSeq and is a predicted model, not a curated record. The coding region runs from base 67 to 600 and encodes 177 amino acids. Gene Ontology annotation, molecular function: enzyme inhibitor activity.
AUUUCCCUUUCACAGAUUUACUCAUAUAUCAAUAAAGUUUCACACUUUCUCAAAACCCUGCAGGAGAUGAAGAAGUUUACAGUAUCCAUAUUUCUUGUUCAUGCUUUCUUCCUACUUUCUUUACCAAUAAGCCGAUGCAGAAUAUUUCCAAUGGAUGAAAAAUUCAUUGAAAGCACCUGCAAACAGACACCCAACUAUGAUCUUUGUGUCUCUUCUCUCAAAUCAGAUCCAAAAAGCUCCACUGCAGAUGUUCCUGGCUUAGCCCUCAUAUUGGUUAAUAAAAUAAAAUCCCAGGCAACCAAAACUCUAAACCACAUCAAUAGCUUGCUUAAGAGAAGUCCAGGAGCCGGCAAAAGGCGGGCACUGGAUUCUUGUUAUAGCAAGUAUGAUGCCAUAUUGAAAGGUGAUGUUCCUGAAGCCAUUGAAGCUUUAACCAAAGGAGACUAUAAAUUUGCAGAAGAUGGUGCUAAUGAUGCAGCCAAUGAGGCUAAUAGUUGUGAACGAGGUUUCUCAUCAGGAAGUUCACCUCUGACUGCUAUGAACAAAUACAUCCACGAUGUGUCUGCUAUUGCUGCUGCCCUUGUUAGGACACUGCUUUAAUGGAUGAUGAUACUUAGUGUCUUUUCUUACAGGUUAUAGAUGUUUCCUUGAUUGAUAAUAUGCAUUGUACACUGUUUUAGUUUGUAGUAUAUUUUGAGAAGAAAUUAAUGGAAUAUAUCCCUGUAAAAUACAGAUA